AUGUCAUCGUCAAAUAAUCCUUCAAUUCCAUUGAUAGCAAUUACGCGUAAUCGACCAACAAACUCGAAUAUUGUUCGAACUCAACGUACUACAGAAAGGUCCAUUGGUUGUAAUACAGAUGCAUCACCAACGGACCCGAGUCGAAAAACGGAAAUUGACGAAGAAGAUGAACUAACUGAUAUUAUCGAACGGUUAAUUCAUGACUUUCUAGCUCGACCUAGUCGACGACAACCUUACAAGAGUUACUUCAGUUGGACUAUCAAACCAGAGAAUAUGCCAAUGUAUCGUGUAGUAUUGACCAUUGCCCAAGAUCCUUCGAUUACCACCUUGGUUUAA
Rotaria socialis is the source of this 336-nucleotide messenger RNA. Lineage: Eukaryota; Metazoa; Rotifera; Eurotatoria; Philodinida; Philodinidae. The record is from the annotation of a GenBank genome assembly.